AGUGUGGGAAUGGCAGAAAAUGAGGUCCGAACUCUAAAAGCAGCGCUUUGUGACCAGCAACACCUUCUGCAGAAGCUUUACAACGAGUUAGAUGUGGAAAGAGAAGCCUCUUCCACAGCCGCUAGCGAAGCUCUAUCAAUGAUUUUGCGCUUGCAGGGCGAAAAGGCUGCAAUGAAGAUGGAAGCGAAUCAAUACAAGAGAUUGGCAGAGGAAAAGAUGUGUCACGCGGAGGAAGCUCUAGCAAUUUUCGAAGAUCUAAUAUAUCAGAAAGAAAUGGAGAUUGCUUCUCUUGAAUACCAAGUUCAGGCUUACAAGUACAAACUAUUAAGCUUGGGAUGUAGCGAUAUUGGUGUUUGUGAAACAAAAUUUCCUGAGAAUCUGCUUCAAAGAAACGAAAACUUAGUUGGGGAAGCUCAGAACAGUUUGAGAAGAAAUUCUAUGCCUUCAAUUCAAUUCAAAAUCUCAUAUCAAAAGAAGGGUAGUGGGGAAAAAGAAAGAUCUCCAAGUCCAGAUAUCAUCGCAAAGGUAGUAGAGGAAAAUAUGAACUAUGAAGUCAGUGCUCAGAGCUCAGCUAUGGAAAAAAAGUUGGAGAAUUCUGGGGUUGGAGACAUUAAUUCGUAUUGGGAACAAAUUCGAAAGUUAGAUGAACGAGUGAGGGAGAUAGCUGAUUUCACAGGAGAUAAAUCUACAAACUUGAGGAGCGGACCAAGGUCUGGUUCAUUAGUUUCACAUUCGAGCUUGGGCUCCAUAAUGACCAAAUAUGGUCAAGUUAAACGUCAAGAAAACUUGUUAGGAAAUGAAGCCAUUGCCAAUCCCUCUUGUUCCUCGAACGUUCUUGAUGUCUUUGAAGUCCCACAGACUCAUGAGAAUGAAAAAGCUUUGAUCUUGGAAGGUAAUGAGGGGUUUGCAAAGCCAGUUUCUGUAUCACCUGAGACUGUUAAGUCGUAUGUGAAAGAUCAAACUGAUUGGGUGAAGAAAAUGUUGUCAUCCACACAACAAAAAACUAGUUCGUGUAGACCAAGCGAUUGGGUUUCUGCUGACUGCCACUUGGCGCUUCCGCCUCCUCACCCCGGAACUGGUGUUGGGGGAUCUCAUUCUAAAUUUCGACAACUUAAUAGGCCGGAGAUAAUUGAGGUUGAGAGGCACGAUGCUAGACAAGAAACAAAUGACAGAGGAGAAGAAGAAUUGAAGUUGUUGAAGGAGAUACAGCAGCAACUUAAUUCAAUAGAGUCCGAGAUAAGAAGUUUGAAUCCUAAAAAGUCCUAUCCACCAUAUGAGUUUCCCCUACUUUCUAUCUCUGAGGCAAUGCUGCACUUUUGGCUCUGACCUGGAGCUAUUAAACAGUAUCAGCUCAGACAACCAUCACUAUUCUCAACAUGUCAUUUGCCUCUAAUGCUGCUAUUUGUCAAAGCUAAUUUAAGGGAUCUGUCGUGUGAAUGAUUGUGUAAGUGUUUUGUUGGUUUUAUACUAGGAUUGGCUUGAAGAGUGAAAUAGAUUCUGACUUGAUUCGGCAUUUUUUUUUUUUGAAAUGUAUAGCGUGUAUAGAUUUUACACUUGUACAUAAAAACUGCAUGACUGGAGUUGUGUCUUCAUAGUUCAUAUAGGGUUGUGCAACAUGUGUUUCCAUAUA
Camellia sinensis is the source of this 1630-nucleotide messenger RNA. NCBI's taxonomy places the organism in Eukaryota, Viridiplantae, Streptophyta, Magnoliopsida, Ericales, Theaceae. The record is from RefSeq and is a predicted model, not a curated record.